This is a messenger RNA of Periophthalmus magnuspinnatus, 4403 nucleotides long. RefSeq names its product KN motif and ankyrin repeat domains 2 (gene kank2). Gene Ontology annotation, cellular component: cytoplasm. The coding region runs from base 222 to 3326 and encodes 1034 amino acids. The transcript is spliced from 13 exons. Gene Ontology annotation, molecular function: protein binding. Gene Ontology annotation, biological process: negative regulation of cell population proliferation; negative regulation of intracellular estrogen receptor signaling pathway; negative regulation of transcription by RNA polymerase II. The record is from RefSeq and is a predicted model, not a curated record. NCBI's taxonomy places the organism in Eukaryota, Metazoa, Chordata, Actinopteri, Gobiiformes, Gobiidae.
GGCCAUGGCGCGGGGAGCGGACGGAGCAUCUUGGCUGCAGUGUUUUUGUCUCUGUCAGAGAGCGCCCCUGGGCCGAGGCGGCUGAGAGGAUUUACAGAGGACAGGUUUUGGUACUAAAGAAGGGGCAGCAAAGGACUGGAGAGCCGAGGUCCUGUUCCUGCGGCUACAGUAACUGGUAAGAGUUUGUGGGCGACUCUGGGACCGGUGGCCGCAGACGCAGGAUGGCUGAGGUGUUGCGUAUGGAUCCCACUUUUCCAGGGAAACUCAACCCGCCUGCUCCCGCUUCACUUCAUGGCAAGGAACAGGAGGCACCUUACUCAGUGGAGACCCCCUAUGGCUAUCGUCUGGACCUAGACUUCCUCAAAUACGUCAAUGACAUUGAGAAAGGCAACACGAUUAAGAAGGUGCCCAUCCAGCGGCGGCCACGGUACGGCUCCCUGCCUCGUGGUUAUGGUUAUGCAGGCUCAUGGUGGACCUCCACAGAGUCUCUGUGCUCCAAUGCCAGCAUGGACAGUCGGCACUCCUCCUUCUCCUACUGCGCCCCUGGAUACCACACCACCCAGAGGAGCGGCUUCAGCACGGCACGUGUGGAGAAGACCCUCCUGGACGCUCGCAAGAGGCUGGAGGAGGAGAAGGACAACCGCAGGUUCUCCAACUUGGGCAGCAUGAACAGCAGUGUGGCCGGCUCCAACACCUCCAUCAGCAGUGCACAGAGCUACAACAGAGCACAUGGAGCAGGGGGAUCCUUCACCCCCCUGAGCUCAGGACUGUCCACUCCUGUCACCCCCACCCCCGCCCAUCUGCAGCAUGUGAGGGAGCAGAUGGCCGCAGCCCUCCGCAAGAUCAAGGAGCUGGAGGAGCAGGUCAAGACCAUCCCAGUGCUGCAGGUGAAAAUCUCUGUGCUCCAGGAAGAGAAACGGCAGCUCAGUGUUCAGCUCAAGAGCCAAAAGUUCUUAGGCCACACUCUGAGCUUUGGCCGAGGCCGUCCCAGAGGGGAGCUCUACAUCGAUAUUCCAGAAGAAGAUGUUAGUACUGGGGCUAAGGGCAGCAGUAAGCUGGCCUCGCAGCUGUCUCCCACAUCUCCAGAAGCCACCAAACAGGACUCGGGCUGUGAGAUUGAGGACACAGUUAUUGUAGCUGGGGCACGGCUGAAUGCAAAGAGGGAAGUGCGCACCAUCGGAGUAGGACCAGAGGGCGAGCAAGGGAAAAGGCACGUCGGAGUCGGAGUUCACGAGGAGGAUCUGGGGCUUGUCCCAGAGACUCAGGCCUUAAAGUCCCAGGUGGGACAUCUGGAGGGACAGUUAGAGAGGACAUUGCAAGAGCUGCAGGCUGCACAGAGAUUGGCAGAGCAGGUUCAGAGGGCCCCUCUGGCAGAGCACCCUGUCAUGGCCACCAGCACAGGCUGGCAGGAGCCAGCAGGGGGCAGUCUACACACAUUAGUCAGCUUCACACAGCAGUCUGAGCAGAAAGAGCAGAGAACUGUGGGCAUCCAGGUGUAUACUCUGGAGCAGCCCACAGUGGUGGAGGUAGGCACACUGCUCCGAGCCCAAACCUGCCAAUAUCCAUCUGCUCCACCAGAACCAGAGGUCCAGCAGAGGCAACCUGAAGGUGGUCCCGUUGAGUUGCCGCUUGCUGUCAGUUCAGUCCAGGUACGAGACGUCUUGAAGAGUGAGCUGUCUACUUCAGUUCCUGUGGCUCUUCCAGUCAUUGCUGUUGGUGCAGCAGUGAAUCAGAGCAGCACCAUCAACAUAAAGGAACGGGAGGUUCAAAUGAUUUCAACUGCAGAAGUCCAGUCAGAGGAGAACUCCUCAAAGACAGCUUCACCCAAUUCUUCUCUAAGGUCAAUAAUGAAAAGGAAAGCAGAGGGCAAACCAGGAUCUCCUUCCACAAAGAAAAACCUACAGUUUACAGGAGUAAAUGGAGGUUAUGAAUCUACAUCAUCAGAAGACAGCAGUAGUGAGAGUUCAGAUGAAGAGAGCGACUCCAGUGAAUAUCAUGAAGCCAGAGAAAAACUGCCAGAAUCCACAAUCCCACACCAGCAGAUAAUGCACACACUAGAACAGGACAACAACAGUGUACCUCAAAAAACAGCCACAGACCCACCAGCUAUCUGCCAAGGCCAGCAAACUCCCAACCAGUCUCCAAAUGUGGACACAAAACUGCCAGAAGAAGUUGUCCAUUCACCAGCACCGGAGACUAUAGGAAAGACAAGCAAACCACUGCCACCCCCUCCAGACGCAAGCAGGCUUAUUUCUAAAGAUAUUGUCAGCCAAUCAGAGCUAAAGCCACACAUCACACAAGAAAUAUCCACUACUAUAACAACCACUGCAUCCGAACAAGGAUCUGAAAAUAUAUCAUAUCCAGAACAACCAUGUGUUAUUGAGGCUAAGCAGCAUUUAACUGUCUUAUCAGAAACAGCUGUACAUUCUGACCAAUCUGAAAACCAUUCUAGUCAACCAGAGUCUGAACCAGAAGGGGCUACAACCAAUAUCGGCCUACCACCACCUAAACCACCCAGACUGGAGUUGAGUGACAGCCUCUUGUCAGCGUUGUAUGCCCUGCAGAAAGCUCUGGGGGACCCAAAUGCUUUCAGCCAACAAGAAGCACGGACAGCUUACACCACCGUCCUACAGGAGUGGCUGCGUGUGUCCUGUCACAAGGCUGCAGACCCCCUUAUGGUCAAAGGAUACAUGGACACCUUCGCCACAGUGUCCCCUCAGCUGCUGGAGUUUAUCAUCAACAUGGCUGACGGCAAUGGGAACACAGCCCUGCACUACACUGUCUCUCACUCCAACUUCCCCAUAGUCAAACUACUGCUCGACACAGGGCUGUGUAAUGCUGACAAGCAGAACAAGGCGGGCUACACGGCCAUCAUGCUCACUGCCCUGGCUGCUUUUCACUCCGACAGCGACCUGGAGACUGUGCUGCAGCUGUUACGCACUGGGGACGUCAACGCUAAGGCCAGCCAGGCUGGUCAGACGGCUCUGAUGCUUGCGGUCAGUCACGGUCGCGGGGACAUGGUGAGGGCGCUGCUCUCCUGUGGGGCUCAGGUGAAUAUUCGAGAUGACGAUGGCUCUACUGCUCUUAUGUGUGCCUGUGAACAUGGCCACGUCGAUAUCGUCCGCCAGCUUCUAUCUGUGUCUGGCUGCGACGCAACUCUCACCGAUAAUGAUGGCAGCACUGCUCUGUCCAUCGCCUUGGAGGCCAGUCAGAACGACAUCGCUGUGCUUCUGUAUGCUCACCUCAAUUUUGCAAAGCCUCCUUCUCCUGUUUCUCCAAAGUCUCCUCUCCUGGGCUCCUCUCCUCCAUCGAGUGACUUAAAGUGAACUGCCACUUCUCUCCAUUCUCCACUGACUGCUCAUAAUUGUCUAUUUUUGUCUUUGUAACAUGAAGCUAUGAGUUUUUACCCUGUGUAACUUAUGCACAUCAAUAUGCCAGCUUCACUUGAUGUUUUAAGUGUCCUCCUGUUUGAAGUCCAUAACAUUAUUUGUGGAAAUGUUACCUUCCAAUAACUAUGUUGUUUCUAGCACUGUUUAAACAGCACUUAAAGCCAAACUUGUUUACUGAAGUUAAUAGUGAAGUGUGUGUAAACCACUUCAUUCAAAAUACAUCCUUUACAAUACAUCAGUACAUAUAUGUCACAUAUUUUUUCAGAAUAGCAUUAGUUUUAUGUUUGAGUGUCAUCUGUCAAAUUCACAGAGAUGUGUCCUUGCAUCAACUGUCUUGGUGCUGCAAUAGAAAAACUUCAGUUCAAUACUAAAGCCAAUUUUAAAUAGUUAAUUUACUCAAGAUUAUUUUUUAUAUCGUUUUUCUGUAUGGCCUACAGUGAGAACAGUACUUUUUUACAGCCAGACUUUAUAAUAAAAAACAUGUUCACCAAGAAGCCCAAAUUUUAUUUACCUUUCUGAAUAUAGACAUAAUGACAAAAACGUGGUACUUAGCAGUUUUAUACAUGAAGGUUUUAUCAGUGGUAUCUCUGGAAGAAUUGUGUUUUGUAUUGAGAUUUUGUAUGUUACGAUUUUUAGAGCGUAAAAGAAAGAUUGAUAAAUACAAAAGAUACUGGAAAGAUUUGGCAGGGAUUCAGAAAGUUUCUCAACAUGAUUUGUAAGAUAUAAAUGUAAGAAUAAUAUAUGCCUACGUUUAGAGUCAAAUUUUUAAAGUAGUGUGUAAAGGCUAUUGAUGGAUUUGAAAUUUUUAUUCUAAAAAAAAAAAGUCACAUUUUUUGUAUCCUUCGGUUAUUGAAAUGUUAAAUUUUUUAUUUAAUAUCUAUCUUUUUACACAUUUAUAAUUUUCAAAAAUCUACAUUUGUAAUCGCACAGGGGAUUUAGUUUGUCAAGGUUUAUGUAGGAUUAUGUUUUUCAAUGUUCUAAGUUGUGCAUUUUGGAUAAUAAACACUAUAAAAU